UUCCGUACCACGCACGCGCAGCCUAAGCCGCCGAGCGGCGUGAAAGGUUGGAGGAAGUGACCUAUCUUUCCUCUUCCGGUGUAGUUACCAUCGGCGCUCCAGCUUCAAAAUGGGCAAGUUUAUGAAACCUGGAAAAGUGGUUCUUGUACUCGCUGGACGUUACUCUGGACGCAAAGCUGUUAUUGUUAAGAAUAUUGAUGAUGGCACCUCGGAUCGCCCAUAUAGCCAUGCCCUGGUGGCUGGCAUUGAUCGCUAUCCACGCAAAGUGACAGCCAGCAUGGGCAAGAAAAAGAUUGCCAAACGGUCCAAGAUCAAGUCCUUUGUGAAAGUCUACAAUUACAACCACUUGAUGCCAACCAGGUAUUCUGUUGAUAUUCCCCUGGACAAAACUGUUGUCAACAAGGAUAUAUUUAGGGACCCUGCUCUGAAACGUAAAGCACGGCGAGAGGCCAAAGUGAAAUUUGAGGAAAGAUACAAAACAGGCAAGAACAAGUGGUUUUUCCAGAAGCUCAGAUUCUGAAUUGCAUGUAGUUGCACCAAUAAAUGUUUUUGAAAAACCCA
Rhineura floridana is the source of this 561-nucleotide messenger RNA. It is a transcript of the gene RPL27, whose product is annotated as ribosomal protein L27. The coding region runs from base 110 to 520 and encodes 136 amino acids. Gene Ontology annotation, biological process: translation. Lineage: Eukaryota; Metazoa; Chordata; Lepidosauria; Squamata; Rhineuridae. The transcript has 5 exons. Gene Ontology annotation, cellular component: cytosolic large ribosomal subunit; ribosome. Gene Ontology annotation, molecular function: structural constituent of ribosome. The record is from RefSeq and is a predicted model, not a curated record.